This is a messenger RNA of Penaeus indicus, 5515 nucleotides long. RefSeq names its product PHD and RING finger domain-containing protein 1-like. The transcript is spliced from 11 exons. NCBI's taxonomy places the organism in Eukaryota, Metazoa, Arthropoda, Malacostraca, Decapoda, Penaeidae. Bases 104 to 4492 code for a protein of 1462 amino acids. The record is from RefSeq and is a predicted model, not a curated record.
AGUGAACUACGACGUAAACACGAGAAACACAUAUUGUAUGGACGAAGGAUGUAGUUUUCCCCCAGGAACGUCUGUUUAAACCUACAAGAAAAGCCAGUACACAAUGUCUGACUCGGAGGAGGAGCCAGACCAAAGAGGGGAUGGGAGCGACUUCUCAGAUGCUGGACCGAGCACCAGCUGGGGGGCGGGCAGGAAGUCUGGUGACCUGAAGCGGAAGCGGCAUGUGAUGUCCGAUUCAGAAGACGAGGACGAGGGGCCACACGGCGGCGGGUCGGGAGCAGAGGAGACAGACGAUGAUGACGAGGAUGCGGCCGGUGGGGACCCGUUGGAAGGUUUCACACAUACUAGUUCCCAGUUAAUGCAAAGAGAUGAUGCAGAAUCUGGGGACUCGGACAGCAGUGGCCCGCCUGGAACUGAGACAUGCGCCAUCUGCCUGGGAAAAAUGCGCGGACAGGUUGGCUCUCCAGCUUCCUGUGAGCAUACCUUCUGUCUGGACUGCAUUUUGGAGUGGGCUAAGACCAAUCCAACUUGUCCCCAAGAUCGCAUGGCAUUUGAAGUUGUGCUUGUUCGAAAUGCUCUCGGGGGCAGCAUUGAAAAAGAGAUUCCCGUCAGUAAACAAGAGGAAGAAGUGCCAUUUAUUCCAGAGGAACAUCCAACUUACUGUGAGGUGUGUAACUACUGUGACCGGGAAGAGAGGUUGCUGCUGUGUGACGGGUGCGACUUGGGCUACCAUUUGGAGUGCCUAGAUCCACCACUUACACAUGUUCCUCUUGAAGAGUGGUUUUGCCCAGGAUGUGUUGCUGCUGAAGUGCCAAGUGUUGUCCUGAGCAGACAGCAGAGCAAUGCAGUGAGGCCCCCCCCAUCCAGAGGUGGACGCCCUCGCUCCCAUUCAUCCUCGCGGCAGUCCCGGCAGCCGCGCCUCAUCCCACGCACAGGGGCGACAGAAAGGAUCAGAGCUAGGAUCCAGCUCAAUAGAAACAAAAAGAAAUUGAAAAGGAAGAGACGCAAGGAGAGGAAGAAAGCUAAAAUUGAGUCUGGAGAACUUGAAGACAAAAGACCUGCAGUUAAGAGCUUGACAAGAUUUUCAGUUUUUGAGGAAGAGGACAAUGAUGUUGAUGCUGAAUUUGCUGAUGAUGAUCGUGCAGAGUUGCUGUUGUCUGGAAUGUCUCACCAACCAUCAAGAUUUUCAGAGGAUCGUAGAGCCAAUGCUGCCCGGCUUCUGAGAGAUGCAGCCUUCACCCCGCAUUCCACCUACUUAGGAAAGUGCUCGUCUUCUAUUAUGAGCCGAAUUAGUGAGCAGCCUGAUACUAGAGAGGAUGAUAUUUUAAGCGGUAUUCUGGAAAACCAGAGUAUUGUGUUUUCCUCAUCUAAGAAACUUACACUGAACAGUGAACGGAAGCUGACAAAGCAGACUGAUAAUGAGGACGUUGAUGUUCCUAUCAAGGAGAACCUCAUCAUGUCAGAACCUUUGCCAUCCAGGAGAGUUCCUUCCCCAAAGCCUGAGGCUGAAAGAGAAUCAAGGACAAGAGACGAACGGAGUCCUAGUCCCCCCAGGAGUAGUUACCGACACCGUCCACAUUCCUCACCUACAAGGAGACGCUCACCAUAUUAUAGGCCAAGACAGAGAUCACCUUACAGGCCAGCUGAAGGUCCAAGUGGGGCUCUGAGUGAGCACCGGUCACCCUUGGAUAAUAGGCGGAGGUCAUCCCCUCAGCUCUCUUACCAACGUCAGCUGCCACACCAUAACACGUGGGAUAGGAGGCGCAAGGAAUCGCAACGCAACAGUGGCCGCUACAGUAGGUGGUCUGAUGCACAGGGUGAUUCUAGGCACCACAAACAAAGCUCAUCUCCUCAGAGACACUUUGGAAGAGAUAGAAAUAAUGGAGAUAGAUCUAAUCAGGGUGAAAAUACAGAGUAUAAACCCCAGGAAGAAAGUAGGUUCAGUCAGUCUUGGAACAGUCGAAAUCAAGGGAGAGCUUCUCAAGAUUGUGAUAGUAGUUUGCCUAGAGAAUCCUAUCACAAGAGAGACGAUUCCCCUGACAGGAGACGUAGCAGAUAUUCUCACCGGGAUCAUUCGCCACAUAGAAGGAACAGGUCAUGGGAAAAAGACAGCCAUUUCCACCGCAGAAAAUACUCACCUUCAAAACGAAGCUGGUCAAGGGAUGGAAGAGAUAGAGGUCGCUCAGACCAGAGGAGGUCACGGUCUCGUUCUAGAUCAAGAGAACGCAACAGCCGUCCGUCGUCUCUUGAGGAGAGGGAGAGAAAAUCUAGAUCUCAGUGGAGCUUCUCCUAUUUUAAUGGUGGCAGUGGAGAUACCAGCAAUGUAAAAACAUCAGUAAUGCAUAGUGUUCAUAGUAUACACAGUAUGAAGAAAAGUCCAGUGCCUGAUAGCCACAGUGAUGGGGAGAAGAACUCUAGAUCAACGAGUGCUGGUGAUAACUUGGAAUUCAAAGAUAGUGAUGGUUGUGACAAUGCUUCUAGUUUAGAUACAAGAAAUAAGAGACCUGAAGAUUCUGAAGAUAAUGCAAUAGACAAUGUAAGUAUAGAUGUAGAGCCAAAAUUGGAACAGUUUUCUGAAUAUGAAAAGAAAAGUGGUAGAGAUUCGCAUCAUAAAGAAAUGAAAGAAAGUAGCUCUGAGAGAGAAAAUGAAAGUACACACAGAAGUAUUCAGAAAUAUCAUGAAAGUACCUAUUCUAAGAAAACAGAAAGUACCGAAAAAACAAAUUAUCAGGUACAUGUUAGUGAACAGAGCACAUCAAAACAACUGCUUCAAGAAGAAGUCACCAACCACCAACUGGAUCAGGUUAAAAACAAAGGAGAGAGCUGGAAAAAAGAUAUUUGGAAUAAUGUAAACAAAGAAGGUGAGGAAGAAGAUAGAUCAGGGAAUCACAAGAAAAAGAAAAUCAGACUGUUUAGUUCUUUAUUUGGAGAGGAUGUAGAUGAUAAGCAGAAUCAAGACUCAGUUCACAAAAACUCAGAGAUUACAAAAGAAGAGAGAGGAAGCAGUGCAAGUAAAGAUAAGAAAAAGAAUUCCUCAAAACACAAACCAAAAGAAGAAGCAGAAAGUACAGAUAACAAUAUCUCAAACCGAGAUCUUUUUGGUUCAGAUACUGAGGAUGAGAAAGAAGUACAGAAAAAAGCUAGUCAUUCUCCGAAUCAAGUGCUGCAAUCAAAAUCAAAAAGAGAGAGUGUAAAGGACAAAGUAAGUAAAGAGGAGUCUGGUCAGUCUGACACUAACAGACAAUCAAAUACCAAGAAUGGGUUGAAAGAGAAAGAGGGAGACAAUAGGAAGAGUGGGAAGCAGCUGAAGAGCAUCAGUUUAUUUUCAGACGACCAUGAUAUAAGUGACACCAAAGUCUCCAAGGAGCACAGCAAACCGAAGAAGGAAGGGAUCCCUGUGUCAAAGGGAUUCAUAAUCAAGAAAAAGUCUGAUGUCAGCAAUGGGACGCAAAAUGACAAGGAGAAGGAGCUGAAGGAGAGAUUUAUGGCAGGCCUGGCGAAAGGCCUCUUUGGCAAAACAGCUCCGGUUGAUAGAUUUGAGGACAUGGAAGAGGAGGACAACAGUUUCCAUCUCUCUCAUGAUGUGGGGAAGGAUAAAAAGAGCCUAGCUAGUCAUGAUAUUAAGAAAAGUAGUAGUAAAAUAGAGAAGGAUGGAGAAAAUGCCAAGACAGAGGCAAAAAAAUUGGCAACAGGCCAUAAAUCAAGUACAAAGGCAUUGAUACCCAGUGCAUCCAAAACUGAGGAGAAGCACAAGAGGGAAGACUCCUGGAAAGGUGAAAAAGCACCCCACAAGAAGGACCCAAAAGUCAUGUCAUGUCUGUUUGGGAAUAUAAGUGACAUGGAAGAUUCCUCAGAUAUCGAUAUUAAAAAACCAUCUCGCCAAGAAGCCAUUGUGGACAGGAUUGUGAAAAACUUUGGGAAAGCCACAGGUGAAACCCCAGAGUCAAAAAUUUCCAAACAAGGAGAAAGAGAGAAAACCCACCAUAAACAUGUGCAGGAACAUUCAAAGCAUCAAACCAGUAAUGAAAAUGUUAAAAAGGAACACAAGAAGGACAAAGAUAAUAAGCAUCCUUCAAAUGGAAAACAAGAGAUGACAAAGAAACCUGAAGAGACUAAGAAAGAAGCUCAAGAAAAGGAAUGCUUGAUAAAGGAGAAAAAGGUCGAGGGAAGUAAGAUGGCUCAGUCGUCUUCCAGCCAAGAGGCAUCAGUGUCAAGCAGUAACAGAAAGGAGAAUGACUUGAAAAUAAAGCAACAAAAAGCAGCAUUGGAGGUGAAGGUAGUCAAGGAGGUGAAGAAGUUCCUAGAUCCAUAUUACCGAGAUAAAUCCGUCACCAAGGUUGAGUACAAAGAGAUUGUCGCCAAGUGUGUGAAUAAGGUUGUUAGUGCAGAAUGCGGUGAUAUUAUUGAAGCAGUAAAGAUGCGUGGCUUAGUGGAAGGAUAUGUGAAAUUCUAUAAACAUCGCAGGUCAAAAAUGCAGCAGGCCUCAGAAUAACAAGCAUAUACAAAUGUUAAUAUUCAGUUCUGUGUGAUCUCUUGCCCAUUUCAGUAUCUUGCUAAGUUGUUAUUCUGCUGGUGAUGGCAAGGGGUGCUGUGUUCAUACUGCAUGGACAACCAGUGAAUUGUGUCCCCUGUCUUGGUAAUUAAGGAUUCUGUUGUAUUGUUCCUCAGUUAUUUUUAUGAUGUGACUGCCAUGCAGCUGUGCUAUUGAAUUUAUUGGCAUUAGAAAUAAAGGCUGUAAUUUUGAAAGAUUGGGUUUAAAUGUUUUGAUGUAUAUUUUUAGUCAUAUAGUCAUGUUCAGAUGUAAUAUUGUGCUGUGAAAAGUUAAUGAUUGUGUAUAUAUAUGUAUGCAUGCAUGUAUUAUGGACACUUAAUUUGAUUUUUUGUUUAUUUAUUAUUAUUUUUUUUUUAUCUAAAAUUAUCACUUACAUAGAUGCUGGAUAUGUCUCACACUUUUUUAUUUUUCCUCUCAAGCGCUAACUCUUUUCGACAUAAAUUUCCCAGACAAUACCUUUAUUUAUCUCUUUGGGUUUCGCAUCUUGUAGUUUCAUAGGUCGUAAGUAAGUUCCUUUCCGUUUUCCUUUUCUUUCUUUACAUUCUCUUGUUUUAGCCACUCUUUCCUGCCAUGGAGUAUCAAGAAUUUUAGAGGGGGGUUUUAAAAAAUCUGUAUUGUUUAUUUCUUUAUCUUGUUUUCCAGAAAUACAAGAAUGAGAAUGUUAAUCUGCAGGUCUGUUCACAUUCACAGUAAAAGAGUUAAUGGGUGGAUCUUCGCUCUUUAUUUGUUUUAUUAAUAUUGAUACUCUUUUAGGCAUGAUGGGAUUGAUUUGUUCUGUGUUCAUGAAUUCCUCUAGUAUCCAGUUUGACUGAUGAUUUUGAGAGAAUAUAAUCAUUCUUGGGAGUAACACACAUGCACACAGAUGCACCCCCUCCCUCACACUCACUCACUCACUCACUCACUCACUCACUCACUCACUCACUCACUCACUCACUCACUCACUCACUCACUCACUCACUUACU